Molecule: messenger RNA, 168 nt
Organism: Aspergillus campestris IBT 28561
Lineage: Eukaryota; Fungi; Ascomycota; Eurotiomycetes; Eurotiales; Aspergillaceae
Exons: 2
Coding region: 1-168 (55 amino acids)
Source: RefSeq, a predicted model, not a curated record
AUGCGGCCAGGGCUACUCGGACUCUCUCCUGGGCUGCCGAAGCCGCGUCGGCACCUCCGGGCUGCCGGCGGAUGGCGGUUGCGGGUGCCCGCGACAUUGAACGUCUCCACCGCCAGCCUCAUCGCAGCCGGCCUCGUGCCCUAUGCCCUUUCCGUCGUUAAGACAUGA